Humulus lupulus (European hop) is the source of this 1176-nucleotide messenger RNA. RefSeq lists its product as uncharacterized. The record is from RefSeq and is a predicted model, not a curated record. Bases 1 to 1176 code for a protein of 391 amino acids. The transcript is spliced from 3 exons. Lineage: Eukaryota; Viridiplantae; Streptophyta; Magnoliopsida; Rosales; Cannabaceae.
AUGGCGAAGAGGAAGAAGCCGGUUCGUAAGCCUGAGAUUUCACCUGAUGUUCGGCCUGAGCAGGUUGUGCAAGAGGACCGACAGGAGAUUGGAUCGGGUUUGGGUUCCCAGCCUUUUGAGGAGCUGGGUGAUGGAUUGGAUGCAGAGAUGAAUACGGUUUCUUGGGCGGACAGAUGCGACGAUGGUGAUAGGGUCCGGGAAGGGGAAUUUCAGUCGGACUCUCAGCAUGUCUGGCAAAAAUUUCAAUCGAGAAAAUUGUCAUUUUCUGAACCCAAUCUUGAAUACACAGAACCUAUAUUUAGGAAUGGGCAGAAGCUGGCGCAAGUGGAUGUUGAAGAGGUGAGGAUACAGUCUGCAAAUUGGAGCUCUGCUAUGUUCAAUGACGAAGCUACUAGAGACCAUGUUCUUGAGAAUGGAGUAAUACAUUUUGAUAGGAAACCCGUUAUUAUUAGGCCUUGGACAGCCAAUCUUAGUGCGAUUCGCUUGGUUCGUUCGGUUCCGCUAUGGAUUCAUCUUCACGAUCUUGGGCUGCAAUAUUGGGGGAGCAAGUGUCUUAGUGCAUUGGUUAGUACGAUUGGUAAACCUCUUUUGGUGGACAAAUUCACUAAAGAGCGUUCGCGUAUUCAGUUUGCUAGGGUGUUAGUGGAGAUUGAAAUCACAGAUAAUCCCCCACAAUGCUUCCAGUUUAUCAAUGAGCAUGGUCAGGUGGUUGAUCAAGGAAUAGAGUAUGAGUGGGUGCCUACUAAGUGUAAGAGUUGCUAUGGUUUUGGGCACAAUAUGGCAGAAUGUCGGAAGAAUCUUAAGGCAGUGUGGGCGGAGAAAGUAGCUCAGCCUACUGUAGAGAAACCGUUGGUUAAACCAGGAAACUCAGAGGGAGAUGCAGUUAGGGGUCCUAGCAAGGAAAUGGAGGGGUCUAAAGCUCUUAAAGAUUCAGGAAUGGGUGAAGGUGACAUGUAUAAUUCUGAGAAGAAUAAGUCUGGGCAGGUUACAGAACAGAAUAAGGAAACACAGUGGCAAACACCUAGACGGGUUAGCUCUCAGAGACACGGUAUUUUGGCUGGUUUAUCUAAUGUGGCUGUCUCGGCUCAUAAUCAGGGAAAUCACUUUGAUGUUCUUCAAGAACAGGUUCGGGAUGGUAAAUCUGGGGAUGUUACUGGUAGCUCUUCUAAUGGAUAA